Molecule: messenger RNA, 558 nt
Organism: Rubroshorea leprosula
Lineage: Eukaryota; Viridiplantae; Streptophyta; Magnoliopsida; Malvales; Dipterocarpaceae
Source: the annotation of a GenBank genome assembly
CAAGUCAGCAUUUUGAAAUUUCUCUUUUUUCGAUUUUGAGUUUACUCUUCUGUUCAAUUCUUGAGUUAUUCAUAUAUUGAGUUGUGGAAUAAGUGAUUUUAGUUCGUUUAUUCGGAGAUGCAGUAUAUUAGGAGGUCAGCAGUGUCCACUGGGAACAGAUGGCUUUCCGUCCUGAAAUCUCAGAACGGGUUGCGUUCCUUUUUGGAGUAUAAUUCUGCUAAGUGCUUUUCUGAUGUGGGUUUGGCUGGUUUUUCAUCUUCUGCAAGAAAGGGUGUGAUUGGAGCUGAAGGGUAGUGUUUUACUGCAUUGAUUUAUUUUGUUGGUUUGAACUGUCACGAUAUCUCAGGCCAGGUUGCGCACUAACUCCUCUCUGGGCUAUCUUAGGAGACAUCCCCACAUUGUCCUGAUGCAUUGAUUAAUCAUAUUUGAUAUCAGUUUUGUGAGGAUUAUGCUAUCCUAUGUCUGUCAGCAUUAUACAUUAAGCUCUGCAAUUGAUUUCACCUUUUUAUGGUGGUGCCAGUGCCAUCCUUGCGUUUUCAAUCAAUUUAUUUUUGCAAA